CCUCGUUUCAUUGGCCCAUUCGCUUACCCAUGUCACUAUACGCAAGGGGUUACGGAUGACAUGUAUCUUACAUAUGAGUUGUGGACUGGUAUUUGUAGCGUUAGCUCGACUAUAUACAUACAUGACGAUAAUGGAGUAACACUGUCCACUGCUUGUCUUCCAGGUACAAGGAAUUCAGUGAAGCAUAGCCGCUAAGCGAAGUGUGUCACUUACACGGAAGUACAAACGUCCUUCACCUGGCGGCGACAUCAAAACAGUUUGAUUGCAGGUAUACACAGGUGAGCUGCGAACAUGACCGAAACAAACGGUAAGAAGGCCAGUUUGAAAGAGGAUGAACUACUAGAGAAGUUUCUUCAACUCAGGAAGGAGGGUCUGAGCAAGGGUUUGACCGACGAUGAAAUAAGUAAAGUGUUUAAACAAAACAAACCAUGGACAUGGAAAGGGUUAAUGUCCAACUCGGUCUUCCAGAGUCAGAUGCUGUUAGUGCUAACGGCAGUCGUUAUCGCCACGAAAUUCGGCGUCAAGGAUGUCGUGGAGGGGUAUGUGUACGACUCCAAAUGUCUUAUAUCAAACAACCCUUUAUUUUCUGAGAUGGCGCGACCUUUAGCUGAUUGCAACAUCUGCAGAGGUCUGACAUCCGUCCCUGUCGAGAGAGCUAUAUCUACGGAGAGGUUUGUGGAAAAGUAUGCCUACUCGAAAGUGCCUGUUCUCAUCAAAGAAGGGACAAGUAACUGGACUGCGAUGGAGACGUUUAGCUUCCACUUCUUCAAGGAGCUGUACACGGGCACAAAGGGGGCACUACUAUCAGUGGAAGAGGAAUGUCAGUUUUUUCCAUACAAGACAGAGUUUGACACCCUGGCAGAAGCGUUUAAUAUGUCAGACGAGCGUGCCGCUUUACAACAUGGGGAAGGUCCUUGGUACUUCGGAUGGAGUAACUGUCACCGGGAGGUUGCAGCCAAGCUGCGCAGUCACUACCAGCGUCCCUACUUCCUGCCCAACGACUCCGAGUCCAGCACCUUAGACUGGAUCUUCAUGGGGGGCCCGGGAGUGGGCGCUUUCAUUCAUCUGGACAGUGUGAUGCGGCCAUCGUGGCAGGCACAGAUCUCCGGGGCCAAGACGUGGCAGCUGAUCCCCAGCCCUGAGUGCGAGUCUGUCUGUCACUCCAUGAACGUCACGGUGAACAAAGGGGACAUAAUCGUGGUCGACACCAACGAGUGGUACCACUCCACCUUCAUCCACCCUGGCGAGCUCAGCAUCACCAUCGGCUCCGAGUAUGACUAGUGCCGACACUUGCAGUGCAAACUGGGAUGGGGGUGGGUGGGUGGGUGGGGGUGUGUUCUAUAGGGCGGGAUGAUGGGAAGCGUGUUUUGGAGGGCGGGAGGAUGGGAAUUGUGUUCUGUAGGGCUGUUGGGGCGCGAAAACGUGUUCUGUAGGGAUGGGAAUCGUGUUCUGUCGGGGCUGUAGGGGCGGGAAGCGUGUUCUGUGAGCUGGGCGUUUCCUGUCUCAACCACGUGUCAGGAAUUCAUUGAGUCUCAUUGGGGUAGGAGGUUAUCAGGGCAAAAGGGUUAAUUUCUGAGGUUCGGCACCGAUGCUGGAACGGGUCUGCGGUGAUUGCUUCCAUGGUAGCCUAUUUAUUGUCAACUUUGCGGGUACCAAAUUGAAUAAGUCUUAUUUCAAACUACAUGCCUGAAACAUAUAGAAAUAUAGGACUAGAAUCAAAUAUGACCUAGUGAGAAAGUAACACUUUAGAUGGUAAAGUAGAUCAGGACUAUGUACAUUGGACAAGAGAUAGAAAAUAAAAAAUACAUUACGCUCAUUUUAUGAGUGUAUAUUCUAAAAACUACUUUGAAUGUUCUUAAAAUUUAGAUACCAUUGUCAGCGACCUUGAAUGUCUGUCACAAAUACCCGUAUAUCAUCGACUGCUUGAA
This is a messenger RNA of Haliotis rubra (blacklip abalone), 1928 nucleotides long. RefSeq lists its product as uncharacterized. The record is from RefSeq and is a predicted model, not a curated record. The transcript is spliced from 4 exons. Lineage: Eukaryota; Metazoa; Mollusca; Gastropoda; Lepetellida; Haliotidae. Bases 292 to 1281 code for a protein of 329 amino acids.